AUGUCCUGGAAAAAAGAAAUCUGUGUGAGGCUUGUCUGCAGGAAUAAAGUAAACCAUAAACCAGGUGCUUUUCUCCUUGUGUGGCUCCUGUUCUUACAAUCAGUGUCCUGCAGCAACCAAAGCUCUCGAGGCCAAAGCGGUCGGACAGAAGUGAAACCGGGCACCUGUGAGGUAGUGGAGGCUCAUCGCUGCUGCAAUAAGAAUAAGAUAGAGGAGAGGUCUCAGACGGUCAAGUGCUCCUGUCUGCCUGGACAGGUUGCUGGGACCACCCGCACAAAACCUUCGUGUGUCGAUGCAUCUAUGGUGCGGAUGAAGUGGUGGUGUCAGAUGGAGCCAUGUUUGGAUUUUGAAGACUGUAAAGUAUUGCCUGACCUCACUGGCUGGUCCUGCAGCUCUGGGAACAAAAUCAAAACUACUAAGGUCACACGGUAAAGCAACACUUCUGUGGACAUGCGAUGACAACUCAUAAUUUCACAGGAGCAUAUUUUA
This is a messenger RNA of Danio aesculapii, 489 nucleotides long. RefSeq names its product chemokine-like protein TAFA-4. NCBI's taxonomy places the organism in Eukaryota, Metazoa, Chordata, Actinopteri, Cypriniformes, Danionidae. The transcript has 4 exons. The coding region runs from base 1 to 432 and encodes 143 amino acids. Gene Ontology annotation, molecular function: receptor ligand activity. The record is from RefSeq and is a predicted model, not a curated record.